Messenger RNA from Thermothielavioides terrestris NRRL 8126, 2799 nucleotides. RefSeq names its product glycoside hydrolase family 2 protein. The coding region runs from base 1 to 2799 and encodes 932 amino acids. The transcript is spliced from 5 exons. Gene Ontology annotation, molecular function: beta-mannosidase activity. The record is from RefSeq and is a predicted model, not a curated record. Lineage: Eukaryota; Fungi; Ascomycota; Sordariomycetes; Sordariales; Chaetomiaceae. Gene Ontology annotation, biological process: glycoprotein catabolic process; carbohydrate metabolic process.
AUGUUGACCGCCCCGAGCAUUGCGCGCUGCGUCGCGACAGCGCUGCUAGGCACGCUGUUGUGGACUGCGCUCGCAAGAAAUGUCUUAGACCUGUCCACACAGGCUUGGACACUAUCCAAUGACGGCCUGAACAUCUCUGUCCGUGGCCGUGUGCCUUCUCAUGUCCAUUUGGAUCUCUUCGAGGCUCGCGUGAUUGGAGACCCAUAUUACGCCCUCAACGACUUCAAUCUCCGCUGGAUUGCUUGGAACAGCUGGAACUACUCGGCAGCCAUUAAUGGACUCACCAUCCUCCUUUUCAAUGGCCUCGACACCUUCGCCAACAUUUCUUUCUGUGGCGAAUACGUGGCGUACACCAACAACCAGUUCCGCCAGUACGUCCUCAACGUCACCGACAUCCUGGCCAACUGCAACGCGUCUCAGCCCGAGCUGCGCAUCUUGUUCGAGAGCGUGCCCGUCGUAGCCAACAGCAUCGCCGCGCAGCCAGGCCAGGAGACUUGGCCGGAGUCGGUCGAGAUACUAUUCGAGUUCGCCAACCGGCAGUUCGUGCGAAAGGAGCAGUCCGACUUCGGCUGGGACUGGGGGCCGGCUUUUGUGCCCACGGGGAUAUGGCAGAAGGCUUGGAUUGUGCAGCUGGAGCCGGGCGAGAUCUACGUCCGCAACUCGCUGCUCGAUAUAUACCGCGAGAACCAGUUGCCGAAUCUUCCGCCCGACCAGAACGGCAAUUGGGUCCUGAACGCCAGUGUCGAUGUCGUUGGAGCGUUGCCGACCGGAUCAAGCCUGUCGUAUAGCAUUACAGACCGCCAGACUGAGCAGUUGGUCACCUCCGGUGUGUUCGGCAAUAUCAGCAAUGGUGGCAAUGUCAUAACGGGGACAACAGAGCUUGAUAAGGCGCUGUUCAAGCUGUGGUGGCCGUCCGGGCUUGGCGAGCAGAACCUUUACAACGUCACGCUCCGUGUUGCUUCGCCUCAAAACACGACGCUGGCUGUGGUGACCAAAACCACCGGUUUCAGGACCAUCGUGCUCAACAUGGGCGAGAUUACAGAUGAGCAGCUAGCUCAGGGGAUCGCUCCAGGCAACAAUUGGCAUUUCGAAAUCAACGGCUACCCCUUUUUCGCCAAGGGUAGCAACUUCAUUCCACCGGACGCCUUCUGGCCGCGAGUGACGCCACAGCGCAUCCGGCAGCUUUUCGAGGCUGUGGUCGCCGGAAACCAAAAUAUGCUCCGCGUGUGGGCAAGCGGAGCUUAUUCGCCGGACUUCAUGUAUGACAUCGCCGACGAGCUGGGCAUCUUGCUGUGGAGCGAAUUCGAGUUCGGCGAUGCCUUGUACCCCGUGGAUGCCGACUUCCUGGAGAACGCAAGGCUCGAGGCCCACUAUCAGGUUCGCCGUAUCAACCAUCACCCAUCGCUGGCUGUCUGGGCUGGUGGCAACGAGUUUGAGAAUCUCGAGCUCUACCUGGUAAAUGCGAGUGCACCGGACGACUACGGCAGGUACAAAGACGAGUACGAGACACUGUUCCUCAAUACGCUCCUCCCGGCCGUCUACGAGAACAGCCGUAGCAUCACGUACAUGCCGAGCAGCACCAACAACGGCUACCUGUCGCUAAACUUCAGCAAGGCGAUCCCCAUCGACGAGCGCUACAGCAUGGUGGAGGACGGGUCCUUCUACGGCGACACAGACUACUACAACUACGCGUCGGAGUACGCCUUCGACAUCAACUCGUACCCGGUCGGGCGCUUUGCCAACGAGUUCGGCUUCCACAGCAUGCCGAGCGUGGCCUCAUGGCGUAGAGUGGUCCCAGACGACGAGCUCUGGUUCAACAGCACGACCGUGAUGCUUCGCAACCAUCACCCGCCCGCUCAAGGGCUCAGCGUCAACAACACCCAGAACGCGUCCAUCGGACAGGCCGAGAUGACCAUGGCGGUGCAGCGCUACUACCCAGCCCCGAACAAGACCGACCCGAUCGCCAACUUCUCCUCCUGGGCGUGGUCGACACAGGUGUUCCAGGCAGACUUCUACAAGAGUCAGAUCCAGUUCUACCGCGCCUCGAGCGGGUUCCCCAGCCGCCAGCUCGGCUGUCUGUAUUGGCAGCUCGAAGACAUCUGGCAAGCGCCCACAUGGGCCGGCAUCGAGUACGAGGGCCGCUGGAAGGUGCUGCACAACGUGGCCAAGGACAUCUACCAGCCGGUGAUCCUGGCGCCGCUGUGGAACGCCACCAGCGGCCUGCUGCAGCUCUAUGCCGUCAGUGACCUGUGGACGCCGGCCAACGGCACCGUCACGGUCGAGUGGAUCGACUGGGCCGGCAGGACCCUGCCCGUUCCCGCGGUUGGCAUCGUCGGCAACAGCACCCCCGGCACCACCGGCCCGGCCCUGGCGCCGCGGCAAACACUCCCCCUCAACGCAAGCGCGGCCCUCCUAGUCGCGACGCUCACAGCAACCGGCACGCCGCCAAACCCGCCCGCAACCCGCACCGCCGCCGGGCCCAGCACGUACACGCACGCCAACUACUGGACGCCGGUGCCGCUCGCGCAGGCGGCGCUGGUCGACCCGGGCCUGGCGGUGUCGUACGACGCGGCGGGCGACGCGUUCGUGGUGACGGCGGCGCGGGGCACGAGCGUGUGGACGUGGCUUGCGGCCGGGCCGGAGGACGAGGACGCCGUGGUGGUGAAUUUCGAGGAGAACGGGUUCUUGCUGCGCAGGGGGGAGGUCAAGCGCGUUGGGUAUACCGUUGUCAGUGGCGGGAGGGAGGGGUGGAGGGGCAGGGUGGUGGGGAGGAGUUUGUGGGAGAAUUUGUUGCCUUGA